AUGGAAACUCUACAUACGUCAUUAUUCACUGGUUAUAACAAAAAUGUGCGACCAAUAACGAACCAAAACACGGCAAUUGAAGUUAAAAUUGACAUGUCAGUUAAGUCAAUUAGGGAUUUUGAUGAAGUGAAUGAAAAGUUUUCCUUUGUCGCAGCGAUGGUACUUUCAUGGACAGAUGAAAAGUUACAAUGGGACCCAAGUGUCAAUGGUGGCAUCGAACAGAUUACAGUGUCGUUCAAUGAUGUAUGGGUUCCUGAACUGACAUUGUCGAGUCCUUCUUCAAAAGGAUCAACAUUAGGAAAAUCAUCUGACAUAAUUCGCGGUGAUCAAUUUGGUCAAAUGGAAUGGAUGCCUGGGGGUCUCAUUGAAAGCACGUGUAGUGUUAACGCUAAAAACUUUCCGUUCGACACUCAGAGUUGCGAAACCAGUUUUACUUCCUUAGGUUACAAGAGCCAUGAAGUGAAUCUUUCAAUCUGA
Ruditapes philippinarum (Manila clam) is the source of this 477-nucleotide messenger RNA. RefSeq names its product acetylcholine receptor subunit beta-like. Gene Ontology annotation, biological process: monoatomic ion transmembrane transport; regulation of membrane potential; nervous system process. Lineage: Eukaryota; Metazoa; Mollusca; Bivalvia; Venerida; Veneridae. Gene Ontology annotation, molecular function: neurotransmitter receptor activity; extracellular ligand-gated monoatomic ion channel activity; transmembrane signaling receptor activity. Bases 1 to 477 code for a protein of 158 amino acids. The record is from RefSeq and is a predicted model, not a curated record. Gene Ontology annotation, cellular component: synapse; membrane; neuron projection. The transcript has a single exon.